This is a messenger RNA of Haliotis rufescens (red abalone), 2452 nucleotides long. RefSeq lists its product as uncharacterized. The transcript has 2 exons. Lineage: Eukaryota; Metazoa; Mollusca; Gastropoda; Lepetellida; Haliotidae. The record is from RefSeq and is a predicted model, not a curated record. Bases 324 to 1874 code for a protein of 516 amino acids.
UCAAUAUCCCAGCUUACCUCGACACGCAAACCACGCACACCUUGCCAACACUUGGAGCAAAAUGGCCAUAUGUCAAUAACUGUAUCCUCUUCGAAAACUUACAAAACUUCAUCGAUUAUGCGAUAGUCACAGCUGCAAAAGGAAGGAGAAUUUUCGGAAGGUGGGUUGCCUGUGAGAAGACGUCAUGUUUGUCCGUGAAAAAUAACCAGAAAGUUAUAUAGAGUUAGCAAGUCAGCGGUGCUAAAUUGAAUAUGGUCGUUUAAAGGAUGUGUGUCUAAAGAAACCCUUGACUUCGUAACCUCCAAAACAUUUGACGACCCGUGAUGGCGAAAGUAAUAGACAGACUGCGUAUCCAAGGGGUAUCCCCGUCUCGGGAAAACUCGUUCAGUUCUCACAGCGAAAUAAUUAAGCCACCACCCCCUCCUACAGAGAAAGCAUGGGUAGCUAACGGUGACAAUUUCUACAUGCCCGGUCAGCGACCAAGUUGCAGUAAAGAAUUUCUCAACAACAGCUCCAACCCUGCUUCCAGACGAAUGGAAGUCCUCACACGCAUGCGCACAGCGAACCAAGGCAUCUCUACCAUGGACACCAACUUUGGUCCGUCAUCUAUUCAGUUUGUGCUUCGUGGGAAACCAGUUCGGGACAAGUUGGGGAAAUACGUAGGUCCAGACACAUUAAAAUUGCUCCCAGACAGAAUUCAGCCUCUGCAGCCUACCAACACUCAAGACGUCGAUCGUCAAAUCCAAGUCCACAUUGGGAAGGCGCAUAGUGAGCCUACAAAUAGCGCCGUGUUGGAGAAGGAGAUGAGAGACAUUAAAGCAAAGGACGAUAUCAGUCUUCCCGCUUUCGCAUCCCCGUACUUCAUGCUUGGUCCAGCGCUGUCUCCGUCGUAUGGUAGUACUUUCAUGGCCAAGAGAUCAUCUCGGUCUCAAGGGGAAGGGUUUGAACUUACUGGGCAUAAAAUGAAGGGGGUGGAUAGCGGGACAUCCAGAUCUGGGUACAGUGAGAUGUACCCUAGUAUCGAUAGCCCCCUACGUUCACCUCGCCGAUUCACGCGCAACGCCUUCAAGGAGAGCCCGUCUCCACUCGUAGCCCAAAAUCCUCAGGCGCUCAAUCAAUGUCUUAGUGUCAACCAGAGCAUUCGCCUUCCCCUGGGAACCCAGAACGAGGCUAUCAAGCUGAAACACUUCACCCAGUUCGUAAAGAAAGAUGCCAAAGUGUGCUUCAAUAAUCCUUACAGAAAGGUGAAGAGAGAACGUCGCACCGUCGCAAAGACUGACACCCAAUACCAGUUUGACUCUGUCUCGAGUUACGUCCAUUUCAAUCGGAUCUACCAGCAGCCCACCCCCGGCCGGUCAGUGGCUGUGCACAUCCCCCAGAUGUCCGGCUUCCCCGCUCACUGCACGGACACCGUGCUGCUGCGGAUGAUGCUGGAGAUGAACAGGCCAGGUGCGACUAGGUCUCCGGACAAGUACUCCGACGUGGCUGUCCACAGAGAUUUAGAUGAGUUCCUCAUGGUGCGCUCACCUUCAGCCAUCAGUAAAGCUGCCUCUGCCAACAGUAAGAAGACCGGGCGUAACAAGAGUGGGAAAAGCAAUGUGGACACACCUAUAGAGGAAGAGGGAGACUGUGCGUGGGCCGGCAACCAGGGGACAAAAUCCGGGAAAUCUAGGGAAUCGGAAACGCAGGGCAUGAAUGCACAGAAGGUUCUAGAGGCUGAUAUGGUGAAGGAGGCUAAGGCUGUGCAGGAGGCUGGGGAAGAAAGGGAGGAGGUUCAGUUGCAGGAUGAAGCUCAGCUUGUUGAUGAAGGAAUAGACGGAUGUGUCGAGGAGGAAGAGGGCGUCAAUGAAGACGAAGAAGAGGGUAGAGUAUGAUACGUGCUCUGUUAUGGUACGGGACUCAAAAUAGUGCGAAUAUAAAUAGCUCAUCGGACAAAUGCAAAGCGAAUAAAGGACCUGAUGUAUUAUUUAUGAUAAACACGUUGUUUAAAAUGACUAUUUAUUAUUGUACCUCCUUCAAUUUGACCUGCAUAUUUCUGUGAUCUCAUAAUGAUGUUCGCCAUUUGAGCUAUGUCGUAUGCACAAAGUCAAAUUCAAUAAAUACACCCAUGGACACAUGGAGGGCAGGUUGCGUGGCUGUUGUCGUCACACCACGACAGACGACUGUAUAUAUAUGUUGAGCCUUUUCGCACAUGUUAAUAACGACAGACGGGAGUGUAGCCUAGUGGUCCACUCGUAACACCGAAGACACGAGUUCGAUUCCCCAUAUAGUUACAAUGUGUGAAGCCUAUUUCUGUUUUCCACCGUCGUGAUAUUGCUGGAAUUUUGCGAGAAGCGGUGUAAAGACAUACUCCCUCACUCACUCACUCACUUUAUACCGACGGAGAGUAAUGUAUAAGUGGUUAUGUUUUGUGUAUCUGAAACUAAAAAAUGCAGUUCUGAUUAAACGUAUU